CAACACUGCUUCGUUCUGUCAUGUCAUGUCUGUCAUGUCCACUAAAUAUCGUAUCGUAUGCCUGCUUGUGAAAUAAAAUAAUUUUACUACAAUAUUUAGUGAAGUCAUGGUCUAGUAAUAUCUCAACAAUAUGACACUCCAAGAGAAUCUCAAGGAAUUAGGCUGGAACUUGAGUGAAGAUGGUAUCAAUAUUGUAAGUGAAAACGGUGAAAUACAAGAUGUAACCAUUAUUAGUAAGAGAGCCUUGGAUUUCGAUUUGCGAGAUAUUGGAGAUGCAGCAUUCCCUGAAGAGUUUCCUAAAGAUCCAACUACGUUGGAAAGACCUAUAAUAGUGCAAAUUCAGAAGAUAAGAAAUGUGUCUGCUCCUAAAGCUAAUGAGGAAUCCAAUUCUGCCCCGCGAAUGUUAAAACUUACUUUGCAUGAUGGAAAAUCAACAUGCACAGCAUUGGAGAUAAGCUCAAUAUCUAGUCUCAGUAUUAACACUCCACCUGGAACCAAAUUGUUGCUCAAUAAUGAGGGGCUUGAGGUUUGUCAUGGGGUUAUAUGGUUAACACCUAAUGUUAUAACUAUUUUGGGUGGGAAAGUAUCUCAUAUGAUUGAGAAAUGGGAGUUGAAUCGUAGUCUUGCAAAACAUACUAGAGGAGGUAUUGGUGCAGAUGGAGGUCCCCCGCCUUGGAUUCCUUUUGGACAAAGACUAGAAGCCCAAUCUGUUGAUAAACAAUUUAAAAGCCUCCAGGAACAGUCCAAGCAAGAUAAUGCAGAAUUUGAGGCUCAAAGAAAAGGAGCUAUUGCAGAGGCCCAGAGGCUAUCUGGUGUUAAAAAGGUAUUUGGUGGGGGUACUAAGCCAUUAUUGGAUGCUAAUGUACAGAAAAUUGUUGAUGCUGGAUUCUCAGAAGAACAAGCUGAAAAUGCUUUGAAAUAUACAAAGAACAAUGUUGAUAGGGCUCUUAAAAUUUUGCAAAAACGGGACAAUUCAGAAAACAGAAGUAAAGAGAAACCUCAAAAGGAACCAGACCAACCAAAACGUAAAGGGCGUAACAAGGAGCCUAAUGAUGAGGAUAGUAUUUCUGUCAAACCUUCAGGUAAAGUGUCACUGUUUGAUUUUCUUGAAGAUAAGUUGCCUAAUGUGCCAGAAAAGGAUAAGAGUAGAUAUAACAACUCGAGUAAUGAAGACAGAGGCGAGAGAACUUAUGGGAAUCGUGAUAAAAACAGUGCCAAGAGUAAUCCACGUUCUCAAAGUUCAAGAUAUGAUGGUCCUAAUAGACAUAGGUCUGAAAGUAAGGGUCAUUAUUCUAAUGAUAAUAAUCAUUCUUCUCAUAGAGAUGAUAGAAAAUACCAAUCACAAAAUGAAAAACCACCAAGAUUCCAGAAAAAACUGGAAGAAAAAAAUAAACAGCACCAGCAGCAACAACAACAACAACAACAACAACAACAACAGCAGCAGCAGCAGCAGCAACAGCAACAACAACAACAGGCAAUGAACAUAAACAUUAAUUUACAAUACAACAAUGCAUACCCUAACCCACCUACUUCUCAUUAUUCAGAUAGGAACAUGAGAAAUGAAAGAAACAUGAUGGAAACCAAGAUGCAUCAGCCACAAAAUUAUAGAGGCAAUCACAACAUGGAGAGUUUAGUUGAAGCUACGGCUAAUUUGAAUUUAAUGCAAAACCAAUCAAGAGUCUCAGAUGAUCAACAGCGAAAUUACCAAGCACAUCUCGAACAAAGUUACUCUAAACAAUCAUAUUUGCCUAAUCAGAACCUGCAACAAGAUGUUCCUCCAUUUAGGAGGAACAAUGACAUGCAGAAGUAUCAAGAGCAGACAUAUCAAAGAAGGCAGCAGCCACCCAAUGGAUAUAUUGAGCAACAACAGAAUCCAAUGUAUCCAAAUAUGAACUAUUUAAGUGGUGCCCAAGCUGGAUAUGGAGGACGGCAGUAUGGAUAUGGUCCGAGGCCUCAAGAGUACAAUAAUAUGCGUGCUGGAGGACCGUUCUUGCCUGGAUCUUUGCUGGGCUUCCAGAAUGCUGCUGUGAAUGAGCAGGCACGAGCUAUGCUUGGUGUUGCCGAUAUAAACUGGAAAGUUGGUGACCGUUGUCUGGCACUUUAUUGGGAAGAUAACAAUUUUUAUGAAGCUGAGAUAACUGGUAUAUCUGCAAAUACUGUAGUAGUGAAAUUUUGUGCAUAUGGUAACCAUGAAGAAGUCCUGAAGUCUAAUUGCUUGCCUAUUCCUAAUCAAGGGUCGGGCCCCAACAACGGCGGGUACAUGUCUCGCGCGGGCGGCGGGGUAUUCGCGGCGCGCCGCCCUUAGUGGUGCGCCGGCGCGCCCGCACGCGCCGCGCCCGCCAGCUGACGCCCGCCCGCGUCACUACCACACCCACCGCCACCGGCACCGGCACCGGGACCGGGACCGGGACCGCUCGACACCGACCACUACCCGCACUCGCUCCUCAACUGCGACCCGCGGACUUACCUCUACUACGACUACGAAGCUCUAUAGUGAUCCUGUCUUGUGAACUAGUGCGACGGUCAUGCGGUCUUACCUCCCCUACGACUACGAAGCUCUAUAGUGAUCCUGUCAUGUGAACGUGCAACGGUCCCGCGGACUCGACACCACUAGGAAUACGAAGCUCUAUAGUGAUCCUGUCUUGUGAGUGUGCAACGAUUAAUCCACACCGGAAUGGCAGCGGCCGGCAGUUUUUUUUAUUUCCUUCCAGGCAGGGGAGCGGGUGCGAAAUUCUCAUGGAUACCCUCCAGCCGGCUGCAAGGUUAUGUCAUACUUACUGGAUAAAACACACUCGUAGGCCAGAAGGGCCUUACAAGCUUCAUCUGAAGCGAUCAUCCCCUGUAAGGGGGACGCCGGCCGGCCGGGCCGGCAACGACGAGGCGAGCUCACCAUAGGGAUGUGAAAUAAUUUUAAACUUUUUCUACAUACUUAUAAAGAUCGGUUUCGCUUGAAAAGAUUCUGCGAUCUCGCGAGCAGGCAGCCGCGGAGUCUGCGCGGACUAGUCUGUUCUUUUAAGUGCGUAGAUAAAGUUUAAAAUUAUUUCACACCGCUUUGAGUCAGAAAGUGCUCGCCGCGUUGCUGUGGCUGCCAUUCCGGUGUGAAUUAACCCUAAUAGUGGCGGAGGACAGCUUAGGUUUAUAUCGUUAAUUCUCGCAAGAGCAGUAGAUCAUCAUCGUUAAAGCUGAAGUGUCAUGUGCAAAUUGUGAUGGACCUUUUAUCAAUCGUUUCCCGCUUCGGUCGGUAGGCGGUGCCGUAGCGAUUUUUAUGGCCUACUCGGGUUCGAUCCGUUUGAGUGAAGCUCUCCGGUGGCUUAGCGAAUGUGAACUGUCAAAGUGGAAUUGCUUUCGAUGAUAAUGUAGAUGCUAAAAUGUUACAUUGCCCUUGAAUAUUUUUUUAAUGUUUUUAGUUAUAUUUGAAGUGUAGGAUUUGAUCUGUUUGUUGCAAUUAUAUAUUUGUGUUAUUUAAAAAAAAUAUACGGUACGAAGAUGGUAUGACGGAAGGUAUAAAAAGUUGAAAUGUAACAUUUUAGUAAUUUUAAAUGUAUACAUAAUAUUUUAACUGAGUCUCUUACAUCUGCGUGGUUUCUCACUAAUUCGACAUAAAAUUAAUAUUUACUGAUGCUUCUCAAUUAGAAUGUCAUUGUGCAUUAGCUGAGCUUUCUGUCCAUCGAAAAUAUGGAAUUGGGUAGGAAGGCAUAUAUCUGAUAAUUAUAAAUGAAAUAUAUCAGUUAACAUAAUAAGUGUUUAAAAUGGAUUCAGUUGCUUUGUUUUGAAGUUCGAUUCUCGUGUGUUCUCGGCUUUGUUACUAUUGACGCGAUAAGUUUACUACAAUCUAUUUGCUACGAUUGCUAUGCAACGCAACGGUGAGAAGCUGCGCAGGCACACAGCUGUGGCGGUGAGACGUAGACGAGGCGUUAAAUGUUAAAUUUUAGGCAAUCUAAUGUUAAAAUGAUGUAACUCUCAUGCGAUAGAAAUAAUUUAUUGACGUUCUGUAUGUAACCAUAGUAGAAGGUAGCAUGUAUAAGUGUAUUUUGUUGUAUUUUUAGCGCAAAACAUGUAAUAUAUUAACUAUAUUUUCAGUUCGAUAUUGAAAUAUUGUUUGAAAGUAAUUUGUUUUACUUUUUUCAUCUGUAUAAUAAUAAUUAAAUGAUCACCAUCAAAAUACCAAUUAUAAAAUACGGGAAAUCACGCACUCGUUAUGCUUUAUAAAAUUUUAUUAUACAUAUUAAAUGAUACCUGUAUCAUAUUAAGUUCUGUACUGAAGCAUUCACUUCUUGUUUCUUUUAUUCAAUAUGCACAUUGAGUCUUCCUGCCUGUGCUGGCCUAAUAUUACAGUGGAGUCUCAAUUGUGUGUUGACAAUAGUCAAGUAUUUUAAUUGUACAUUGUUAUUUGAUAGAAACGGAAAAAAUAUUAUUUUGCUGAAAUCAUAAAAAUCAUUAUUACUUAUUCACAUACAGGGAUUGCAAAUGCAGUUUAUUUGAGUGCAUUUAGUGAACAGAUGCGUAAUUUUGUUAGUGAUUGCCUGUCAAUAUUAUUGUGGGCUUGAAAUUUAUUGUUACAAUGAUGAGGAUUUACCGGUACAUUGUUCUCUAUAUCGUUAAAGUCAAUAAGGGACGAGAACACAAUAUCCCACCCUUCUUGCCAAUCGUCAUGCAAGGAGAUGCAGUCAUAAUCACAACAAAAUGGAGCAAUAUUUGUUUUCAACAAUUUUAGUAUUGAAAUACACAGAAUUUCAAUAUUGGUAACUGUAGCAGAUAUGUUCGCUAUGUUAGGAUGACCAAUCAAUAUUGAGCUGUACUGGGCUCGCGUUAAAGUGCGGUCGCUUCAAGAAAGAAGAACGAAUUGACUAAGGGCGGACUCUGAUAAAACUUAACUGUUCAAUAAAUUAUUACUCAGUCAAAUAGAGAGAGAUGUCAUCCGUCACAUUACACAAAUGAACAAAAAGUUACUCUUUAUUUUCUCCGUAUAAUACGAUAUCAGGCAGAUAAAUUUAAUCCAGUGUUAGAGAAAUCAUCCCUAAAUAGAACAUAGCUCAGCACAGUCGAGGAGCAUAGCUUGAAAGCUUGAUUUUGAUUGUCACCCUAAUCUUCUAUGCGUUCCCUUUGCAGUUAGCUGUGCUGUACAUAUUUUCUGUAGUAAUAAUUCUGUGUAUAAAUUGAUAUCGAGAAGAUUGAGACACCAAGCAGGAUUCAAUCUAUUCACAAACUUAUACGUUUUUUAUAUUGAUGUAUGUAAACAUAUUUAUUUCUGUACUAAGUAUGGGUGUGACCACUACCGACUACCGAUAUAUGUGAACAAAAUGCUAUAUGAACUUAACAAAAUAAUAAUAAUUAAAAUUUGUAUUAUACUAAGUAAUAAAAGUAGAUAAAUGGUUUCCCUGUAAAUUAAGGAUUUACUAAAAUGAGUAUUAUUGAAUAAAGGGGGUGUUAUGUUUAAUUUUCUUAAUAUUAAAUGGUAAAAAUGUGCAAUUGUGCAAACCUCUACCAUAUGGAACUUUUAAAAUUAAUGUUUUUUAAUGCAUCAUGCAAAAAAGUGAAAAGGAUAUAGCUUUUAAAAUAUUCAUGAUCUAUAUGUAUAUAUUUUUGAAAAAUAAAUAGGAUUGUCAAAGAAAUAAUAGAUAUAAAUGAUACCUAUGCCAAAAUUUUUAAACAAAAAUUUAAUACAAGUUAUUAUUAUUUAAACAAGUAGUGAAUGCAUUACAAUCAUGUCUCCCUUUUCAUAACAUAGUUUAAGUGCAGCUAUUACAGAUAAUGUUUGUAAACCAAAGCUCAAUUCCAAUAACACUUAGUACAUAAUCAUACUCAGUAACAUUUCGUUGGGAUUGGAGCCUAAAUCCAGAUCAAGUUACGCCACAGCUUAAGCGUCAAUAGAGGCCAAGGACUAUUACUAAGUAGAUAAUAUAAAAUUGAUAUUUAUGCAUUAUUAUUACUUUUUCGAUAAGUAGCAUAAAAAUAAAGAAAUUCGCCCUAAUUUUGUACCUCAUCAUUUGACUGACAAGGCCAGCAGAUAGUCUCCACUGCAUCGUAGAUAAAACGGUGUUGAUUCUGGCAUGAUUCUCUAAACCUAAAACUAAAUUUAAUAUGAGUAUCUCCUUUUCAUGCUGUAUAGUCUAAAGAGAAUGACAAGGAUAAACCGUUAUCAAAUUUUAUUUUCGGUUUAGAGAAUCGUGUCAGAAUCGAAACCAACAACAACUUAAAUACGCAAUUUUACGCAAUGGAUUUAGCAUCUAUCUAAUAUACGCGAUAUAAAAAGAAGUAUGUAUAUAAAAUAAUUAUCGUCGCGAAGGUACUUGCCAUUGAAAGUGAAGUGAAGAGAACAUAAGAAUUUCAUUUAUUGUUUGUAUUAUGGUUCACAGUUAUUAUCAAACUUUUUUCUUAAAACAUAUUUUCAUAUGUAGGUAGGAUGUUUUAAGUAAAUUGUAUAGAAAAUAGAUAUAUAGGUAAAUGUUAAAUAAAAUAUUACUACAAACUCAAAGACCGGCCUCAGACUGUGAGCAAAUACUUGCUUGUAUUAAAUUGCAUUAAGUACCUAUUGUUUUCAAUAGAAAAUCUUUCUCGUCUUAUGUACGUUGACUUUGAUUUUUGUAGAGAGUGAUUAUUCUACUGAAUAAUAACGGCUCCAAUACCAACGGAAAACACUCAACGUUUGAAACGUAUUAAUCACGGUAACACGGAAGCAGCAUUCAAUACAUUUAUACAGAUUUUGUUGAUUUGAAGUAACCGUUUAUUAACGAAAAGCUAAUAAAAGAAAAAAUAUUUACUUCGUCUUUAUUUUGUAUUCCUUGGUGAUUGUUAGUGUACUUGUCGCAGUUCGAAGACUUUUUUAAUAAAGUUAGCCAGUCA
This is a messenger RNA of Chilo suppressalis (striped riceborer), 6843 nucleotides long. NCBI's taxonomy places the organism in Eukaryota, Metazoa, Arthropoda, Insecta, Lepidoptera, Crambidae. The record is from the annotation of a GenBank genome assembly.